Molecule: messenger RNA, 590 nt
Organism: Geodia barretti
Lineage: Eukaryota; Metazoa; Porifera; Demospongiae; Tetractinellida; Geodiidae
Source: the annotation of a GenBank genome assembly
CACAGUCACAGGGAAAGCUUUCAGAACACCUUCAAGCUGGAGAACAUGGCCUCAGCAUCGAUACAGAUAUGGCUUUGUGGAUUGAAUAUAGAAAAUACAACAAAAGACCAGAUUUGAGGCAGGUCAUGGACUUUGUAAUUGUGAAUAGUGAACAACACUCUGAGUUUGAUGAGUUCAAAAGGGCUAUGAAUGAUCCUGAUUGCGUUCUUCUCUCAAGUAAUGCCCUCCUUGAUUACUGGAAUGAGUUUGAAAGAAGUGUAUCUCAAUCAACAAUAACAGUCUACGGCCAAAAACACCAUAAACUUCAUUAUACUGAAAUGGAUCAGCUGAUUGAGUGGGUAAUGAAGCAAAGAGAAAAACGGGUAAGUAUAGUAAUCAUACAAAUUUUUUUUGAAUCUUAGUUUCUUGCAGAGUGAAGGGGAGGUUGUGGCAAACGACACUGGUCCUAUCACAAAUGAGAUAAGCAUUGAACAGGUAGAGGAGAACAUUCCACAUUCACCUUCUAAGGAGGAGGCAAGCAGUUUUGUAGCUAGUAAGGAAGAGAUAAGUCCUGCAGCUAAAAAGGAAGAUAAUCAUAAUAUUGUGAUAGA